This is a messenger RNA of Protobothrops mucrosquamatus (brown spotted pit viper), 847 nucleotides long. Its product is annotated as intermediate conductance calcium-activated potassium channel protein 4-like. Gene Ontology annotation, biological process: potassium ion transmembrane transport. Gene Ontology annotation, cellular component: neuronal cell body; neuron projection; plasma membrane. Gene Ontology annotation, molecular function: intermediate conductance calcium-activated potassium channel activity; small conductance calcium-activated potassium channel activity; calmodulin binding. The transcript has 4 exons. Lineage: Eukaryota; Metazoa; Chordata; Lepidosauria; Squamata; Viperidae. The annotation marks the transcript as partial. The record is from RefSeq and is a predicted model, not a curated record.
UGGUUUGCUUAUGCCUUCAUGACCAAGUGCCUCAUCACCCUCUCCACAGUGGGAUUAGUGAUCCUGAUCCUGGCGUUUCACAUCAAAGAGAUCCAGCUCUUCAUGCUGGACAAUUCCCUCACCGAUUGGCGAAUUGCAGUCAGCACCCCGAAAUUGGCUCUCAUCACACUGGAGCUUUUAGUCUGCUUCCUUCACCCCUUCCCGGUGGGAGAUUUCGUUUGCCUGGAUCCCAAGUCGGAACAGACCCUCGUCUUCCUCUCCGAUGUUGACAUGUUGCUCUCACUGGUGAUGUUCCUCCGCCUCUAUCUGGUCCCUCGGGCUGUGCUAAUGCGGAGUAGUGUGAUGGGAGAUGCCUCCUACCGUAGCAUCGGGUCCCUCAACAAGAUCCACUUCCAGUACCCUUUUGUGUUACGGGUGAUGGUCAACAGCCAGCCGGGGCGUGUGCUGCUGAUCUUUACAAUGGGACUCUGGAUCAUCGCUUUUUGGAUACUGUCCGUCUGUGAACGGCAGUAUAUGGAUGAGAACAACUACCUGGGUGGGACAUUCUGGUUGAUUCCCAUCACUUUUCUGACCAUCGGCUACGGAGAUGUGGUGCCCGAAACAGUCUGCGGGAAAGUUGUGUGUUUGUUCACUGGUGUCAUGGGAGUGGGGUGCACAGCUCUCCUUGUGGCCGUGGCUGCAGAUAAACUGGAAUUCACCAGAGCAGAGAAACAUGUCCAUCACUUCAUGAUGGAUAUCCAGUGUGCCAAAGAGGUAAGAGAAGCCCUUUGCUUGAUGGAAUCCCGGAGGGGCAGAGAAAUCCGCUUUAGAAAUCGUGUCUCAGCCACUGGAGCCAAAAAAGACUACA